CUGGCGGAUCCCUGGCGGGGUCAUGAAAGUUGUGACUGCCACAUGUUCAGCGCAGUACGCUGGUUCCACUGUCCUCUUUGAGCCCUCUGAUUCUGGUUUGCCUGCUGGGUUGCUUGCGUCCCCUGCCCUGGUCCGAGUAGUCAGAGGUACAGCCUACAUACCUGUUGUUAAUGUGGGCACCAUCGAGGUGUUGUUGCAUCCCCGUACAGCUGUUGGCACGCUGGACUUUGUGAAUGUGGUCAGUCUGCCUGCAGGGGUCACCGAGGUACCCUCAGGUGUGGCCACUCUGUCCUCCCAGACAGCUGUUCCCAGUGUGCAACAGCAGCUGGGAGACAUGGACCUGUCCCCAUUGUCUGCUGAGGAGCAAGGUAGGGUGAGGGCUGUGCUUCAGCAGUACAGCCCUGUAUUUUCAGCCCACGAGGGAGACCUUGGGUGUACCAACCUCAUCUCCCACGACAUUCCUCUGGUUGACAAUGUCCCGGUCCGGCAGCGCUACAGGCGUAUUCCACCUUCUGAGUACGAGAUCGUAAAGAAGCACAUUAACCAGCUUCUGUCAUCCCAGGUCAUUCGGGAGAGCAGUAGCCCCUAUGCGUCUCCUAUCGUAUUAGUGAGGAAGAAAGAUGGUUCAAUUCGCAUGUGUGUUGACUACAGGCAGCUCAACAGUAAAACCCAUAAGGAUGCCUUCCCUCUACCACGCAUAGAGGAGUCCCUGGAUGCUCUGUGUGGUGCUCGCUGGUUCUCGACCCUGGAUUUGGCCAGUGGUUACAACCAAGUUCCAGUUACUGAGGCAGAUCGGGCCAAGACUGCCUUUUGCACACCCUUCGGCCUGUUUGAGUGGAACAGAAUGCCCUUUGGGCUCUGUAACGCCCCCAGUACCUUUCAGAGGUUAAUGCAGCGUAUCUUUGGUGAUCAGCAGUGUCAGUCAUUAUUAUUGUAUCUGGAUGAUAUCGUUGUGUUCUCCUCCACUAUAGAACAACACCUGGAGAGGCUGAAGUUGGUCUUAGGUCGAUUACAGCAGGAGGGCCUCAAGGCAAAGCUCAGUAAGUGCUCCUUCUUCCAGAGAGAAGUGAGUUACUUAGGCCAUGUGAUUUCUGGUGAGGGUGUCUCCACCGAUCCGGGCAAAAUUGAAGUGGUCGCCAACUGGCCAAUUCCUACUACUGUUUCGGAGUUACGCUCUUUUCUCGGGUUCGCCAGUUAUUACAGGCGGUUUGUGGAGGGUUUCGCCAAGCUGGCAGCCCCUCUGCACAAAGUUGUAGCUGAGUGUAGCAACACUAGGGCUGGUAGGAGGUCUGACCGUGGUGUUAUCAGGUGUUGGACUGACCAGUGCCAACAGAGCUUUGAGGCAUUGAAAGCUAGGCUCACCACUGCACCUGUGUUGGCUUAUGCUGAUUUCUCCCUUCCUUUUGUCCUCGAGGUGGAUGCAAGCCAUGGCGGCUUGGGCGCGGUGCUCUCUCAGGAGCAGGCAGGUAAGGUAAGACCGAUAGCCUACGCUAGUCGAGGUCUGAAGCCCACAGAACGGAACAUGGCUAACUACAGUUCCAUGAAAUUGGAGUUCUUGGCCCUUAAGCGGGCCAUGACGGAAAAGUUCAGGGAGUACUUAUUGGGUAAUAAGUGUGUGGUCUAUACUGACAACAACCCUCUUAGUCAUUUGUCUUCGGCUAAACUGGCUGCCACUGAGCAGAGGUGGGCAGCUCAGCUGGCCUCUUUUGACUUUGAGCUCAAGUAUCGUUCUGGCAGAAGUAACAGGAAUGCAGACGCGCUCUCCCGUCAGCACCUGCCUGCCCCUCCAGACGUGGAAACGAUGCUUCCCGGCACCGCCAUGCCUCAGCCCUUGGAACAAGCCCUGAGAUUGAGAAAGGUGGAGGUAACUCAAGCUUCUGUCGCUGUCAUGCCACAGCGUUCUGCCCCGGAACUUCAUGCCCUUCAACAGGCUGAUCCGGUCAUCCAGGAACUGCUAGAAUUCUGGCAAAGAAAGCAGCGUCCCACUCGAGAGGAGCGGGCACAGCUGUCUCAGUCAGCACUGGCCUUGCUUCGUCAGUGGGACAGAUUGGUCGAAAAGGAUGGGGUGCUGUAUCGCCAGGUGUUCCGCCCCGAUGGUGCUGAAGCUAUGCUUCAGUUGUUACUGCCGAGUGCGCUGUGUAAAGAGGUCCUGACCAAAGUCCAUCAGGAGCACGGGCACCAGGGAGUGGAGCGAACGUUGGCGCUCCUACGGUCCCAAUGCUACUGGCCCAGCAUGUCUGCAGACGUGAUCCGAUGGUGUCAGACAUGUGAGAGAUGUCAGGUUGCCAAGGACGUACACCCCAAAGUGUACUGGAAGCAGCAGAGAUCGGAGGACGAAGUCGGUGAGAAGCAGCAGUCUUUCCGCAAGCCGAAGGGAGAGGCUAAGAGGCUAACACUAGGCCUGCUGCAUCCUGUGGACAGUGUCAAGGAGCUAGAGGCUGACAUGAAAAAACUGUACCCCAAGGUCUUUACAGGACUGGGCCUCCUAAAAGGAGAGUACAAAAUAAAGCUGAAAGAAGAUGCCAGGCCCUAUGCACUGUCACUUCCGCGACGAGUCCCACUACCUUUAUAUGACAAGGUGAAGGCAGAACUCAAGAGAAUGGAGAAAAUGGGAGUGAUUGAGCCGAUUGAGGAACCUACAGAGUGGUGCGCAGGAAUGGUGGUGGCUCCUAAGCCCAAUGAAAAAGUCAGAAUCUGCUCAGACAUGACUCACCUGAACGAGUAUGUUUGCAGAGAGCGCCACAUCCUGCCUGCUGUCGAUGAAACAUUGGCAAAGUUAGCAGGAGCAACAGUCUUCACAAAACUGGAUGCCACAGCUGGAUUUUGGCAGGUGCCUCUACAUCCAGACUCAGUUCCGCUGACGACUUUUAUAACACCGUUUGGAAGAUACUGCUACAAAAGGUUGCCAUUCGGAAUAUCGUCAGCACCGGAACAUUUUCAAAAGAGACUCACUCAGAUGAUGACAGGACUGGAGGGAACUGUGUGUCACGCAGAUGACAUACUGGUUUUCGGAUCCACCAGAGAACAGCACGAUCAAAGACUGCAAAGAGUGCUGGAGCGGCUCCAGCAGGAAGGGCUGACUCUCAACAACGAUAAGUGUCAGUUUGCAGUAGAAAAAGUCAUGUUCCUGGGUCACAUCGUGACAGCACAGGGCAUUGAAGCGGACCCUGGCAAAAUCAAAGCGAUUAUGGAGAUGCCUACACCUAAAGAUACUGCAGAUGUAAAGAGGUUUGUGGGCAUGGUGAACUAUGUCGGAAAGUUUUCCCCACGUGUUGCUGAGCUCACACAGCCACUAAGAGAGCUCCUCAAAGCAGACACCGCUUGGGAAUGGGGGGCAGCACAACAGCGCGCCUUUGAUGAACUUCGACAAGAACUGAGCUCACCCACUGUCCUGGCUCAAUUCAGAUUACGACUACUUCGCUUCACAUAUACAAUCGAACACGUUCCAGGAAAGAACUUAAUCACGGCUGAUGCAUUGUCCAGAGCACCCAUCCAAGCUCCGCCCACGAUGGAGGACAGCAAGAUGUAUGCGUGUCUGUCAACCAGAUUUUGCAACAGCUGCCAGCAACAGAAAAGUAAUGGGGAAGCGGAGAGGGCUGUGAGGACUGUCAAAUCUCUCCUGAAGAAGGGGGAGGAUCCACACAAGGCUCUCAUGGCGUACAGGGCCACACCCUUGGCUCAUGGCUCGUCACCUGCACAGUUGCUGAUGGGUCGUAACAUCAGGACACCGCUGCCCGUCAGCCAGGAGAAACUUCAACCAAAAUGGCCAGAUCUUCGACUAUUCCGGAGCAAAGACCAGGAUCAGAAACACAAACAAGCUAUCUGGUUCAACAAGAGACACAAAACACAAAUAAAACAAGAGCUCACACCAGGACAAAAGGUCUGGGUGAAGAACACCAACGACGCAGGAACAAUCAGCAGUCCAGCCAACACCCCGAGGUCAUACAACAUUGACAUGCCGUCGGGACAUCUCAGGAGAAACAGAUCUCACAUCAGAGACACAUUAAGAGGUGACACGUUCCCAUGUCGAAGGAGGUUAAUAAAGCUUCAGAUGAAGACCUACGUGAGCCUUCUCUAUGCACGUCCACACAUCAUAGCACACAAAGCUAGCGGCUUUAUGGGGCAUUUGUUGGCGUCACGCCCCAAUGAAAUCCUUGCCAUAGAUUACACCACCCUGGAGCCUGCCCAGAAUGGUGUAGAGAACAUCUUGGUGAUGACAGAUGUGUUUAGUAAGUACACCUUAGCUAUUCCAACCCAUGAUCAGCGUGCUGCCACGGUGGCCAAGGUUCUGGUGUCCGAGUGGUUCUACAAGUUUGGUGUUCCUUCUCGGUUGCAUUCUGACCAGGGUCGUAAUUUUGAAAGCUCCCUCAUCCAGCAGUUGUGUAACUUGUACGGCAUUGUGAAAUCUCGUACCACUCCCUACCAUCCGCAGGGAAAUGGUCAGUGUGAGCGGUUCAACCGUACACUCCACAAUCUGUUGCGUACACUGCCAGUCUCCAGGAAGAGGGAUUGGAAUGCCUGUUUGCCCCAGGUCCUCUACUGUUACAACACUACUCCCCAUCAGGCCACGGGUGAGUCGCCCUUUUUCCUGAUGUUCGGCCAAGACCCUCGACUGCCGAUAGAUUUCCUGUUGGGUCGAGUGGAGAGUCCUGUUGGUGGCUCGGUUCACGAGUGGGUUCAGGAGCACCAAGCUCGACUGCAGGUGGUAUUUGAAGGUGCAAAGGAGCGCUUGCAACAGGCCGCUGAUCGCAGACGACGAGCCCAUGACCAGCAUGUGAGACAUCUACCGUUAGAUGAGGGUCAGUUGGUGUUUUUGCGGGACUUUAGCGCUAGGGGCCCUCAUAAGACCCGUGAUGGGUGGAGUUCGGUAAAGUAUCAAGUGUUGAGGGCACCAGGCCAAGGGGGUUCCGUGUACACAAUCGGGCCAGUAGACGACCUCACCAAGGUAAGACAGGUACAUCGUACUAUGUUGAAGGCCGUGGUUGGAGUAGACUCCUCCGGUAGUGCCUCUUCCCAUAACUCUCCCCUUGUUGCAGAGCCACCUGUUGAAGAUGAGUGCUCAUUUGAGUAUGAUUUGCUUGUUUUGGGACACCAGACUCCUGAGGUACCCGCUGCCAUGCCCACCACCAGGUUAGUGACAAUGACUUGUCCCACACCCCAGAUUUUAGUGCCACCGCCCAACUCAGACCCCCCUGGGCGUCGUCCCUCGAGUGCUUCACCAGAGGAAGCCUCAACAUCUUUGGCUGUUCCCUUAGUUGGUCAGGCCGGUUCGGAUCACAUGGCUCCUCGUCGGACCCUUCGGUCAACUGCUGGCCACCACACUAAUGUGUAUCACCUCCCACGGCCAGUUAGAAACCCACAAGUUGCCAACCCUUCUGUUUCGAAUGGAGUGUCUGCUUUGUUUAGACCUUGGAGCUAGUUUGUAGUGUCUCCCUCAUUUUUGUUCAUCGUCGGGGCGACGAUGCAAGAAGGGGGGGUAGAAUGUAGCAGCAUAGGAGUAUAUCCAUAUCUCCCUAUGCAGCGUGUCCCGUUAAACAGAGUUCACGGCCGGCCAAUCAUUGUGUAGGUGGAGAGUAUUUAAGCAGCGCUCCUCUCACUGCUUCUCUCUCUGCACUUCCGUCUGUGUACUUCCGGGUCAAGUGUUCGACUGAGACAGUGACCGGUGUGCUGUUGGGGCAUACGUGUCUUUCGCCGUCCUAUUGUGGUGAGACGCCCGUAGCCGCAUAGGUUUACUCCCUCCCUCGCUCCUCUCAUGUGCCUGUGUAUCUGCUUAGACGGUGUAAUCUGCCUGAAUGCCAGCCGUCUGAGAACUCCGCUGUUUUGUCUCCGCUGUUCUGUCUCUGUGGUUGCUCUCGCUGCUUCGUCUGCGCGUCCGCUGCUUGCCUUGGCUGGCUGCUUUCCCGCCGCUGUGCUGCGGCUUGCCGCUGACCUGUUCCGCUGCUGCUCGGUCUUGUGGCUUCGCCUGGCUGGGAGCUUGGCGCUGGUGGCCUCUGUCUGUGCUCUGGACUGCUCUGCCUGCUGUGGUCGGCCCGCGGGCUGGGCUGUGACUGACUUGCCAGGCCGCUCGGCCUCUCCUGACAGACACUACGUGCAAUUUCUAUUAUUAUAUAAGAGUUCCACUUUUAUGUGUGUGUUUUAAUGGUGGGGUUGUAGAUCCCUUUUUGUUUAGUUACAAUUGUAUAGGUUUUGCUUUUGUUUAGAUUAUUUCUAUAGGUUUACCUUUUUUUGUUUUAGGGUUAUUUUGACUUAGUUAUAUUUUCUAGUCUAGUUGCUUUAUUUGAUUUUGGGAAUUGGGUGGAUUUUCCUUGAAUAGUUCUUCUUUUGUUUAUCAUGUUGUUUUGCUUGUUUAAUUUGUGUUUAGUGGCUCUACCUUUAAUUUAGUUAGUACAAUUUUGUUACUUUUGUUUAAUUGCUUUAUUAUUUCGUUUUUGACCCCACUAAUUGUUUUAUUCCCUUUUCAGUUGCUGAGGAUCGGUGGUGGUGCUGGUGGUCUGGGUGGCGGUAUCCCCUCCUUCCGUGUGCGGUGCUCCUCUGGGAUUGGUUUUCUUUGCACAACCCUGUGUGAGUGUGUCACGUGUGACUGGGUGCUUUUUGAGUUGUUUUGGGUGGAUCCCUCCCCCCUUCACUAGCCCAUUGUCCACCUGGUAAGCCUCAGCACCUGAUUAGGUUUCCCUCUUCCCCUUCUUGUGUGUGGUAUUUUAAAAGGAUGUUAACUUGUUAAUAAAAUCUAUUAAU
Molecule: messenger RNA, 6735 nt
Organism: Doryrhamphus excisus (bluestripe pipefish)
Lineage: Eukaryota; Metazoa; Chordata; Actinopteri; Syngnathiformes; Syngnathidae
Source: RefSeq, a predicted model, not a curated record